Pyricularia pennisetigena is the source of this 5031-nucleotide messenger RNA. RefSeq lists its product as uncharacterized. Gene Ontology annotation, molecular function: actin filament binding; phosphatidylinositol-4,5-bisphosphate binding. The record is from RefSeq and is a predicted model, not a curated record. Gene Ontology annotation, biological process: actin filament severing; barbed-end actin filament capping. Lineage: Eukaryota; Fungi; Ascomycota; Sordariomycetes; Magnaporthales; Pyriculariaceae. The coding region runs from base 1 to 5031 and encodes 1676 amino acids. The transcript has 2 exons.
AUGUCCGACGAAGUAUCGAGCUUCUUGCGAGACGUGGAGCAGUUGAAGGGACGCCGCACCGAAGAGGAUGAAGCAAGGUCGAGGGAGCUCGAGGAGAAGAUACUGCAGGAGAGGCGCGAGAGGCAAGCACGCCGUGAAGAACGAGCAAGGUCCAUCUCACCACAGAAAUCCUCACCUGCCAACACUCCCCCGCCUUCGUCGCACCGCAAUCAUAAAUCAUCGCAGGCCUCUCUGGAUGGUGUGAGCCUUGAGAAACCACCAAAUUUCCGAGGCCCGGAUACCGCGAAUUCUUCCAAUGAGGAUAGAGUGGGCUCCCCCGAGUGCCACCAGUCUACAUCUCCUACCAAAGAGAACAACUCGCCAGCCGACAUCGAUUCAAAAUCUGCGAGCAUGACAUCUCCCACCGACGCAACGUCCCCGACGCGCACACUCUCAUGGCAACGAAGACCGCCUUCGCGUGGCGCUGAUCGACCGAAGAGCCGUCCGCUAUCCGUGUUCGCCGCUGAAAACGCAGUCGCCCGGUCUUCAGCAGAGCAAACCGAUUCCACACCAUCACGGGACCAGAUCGCGCAAUCGCUGGCAUCCAAAGACCCUGCGUGGUUCCGACAGACCGCAGACCGAGGCCAGAGCUCACCAGCCUACCGUCGUAGCCAGGUCGAGGAUGAUUCAGAACGAACAGACAUGUCUGCUUUCAAGGUAGAAAUGCCAGGCAUGUCGUCGCAAUCCUCCCAGGCUUCGGCCGAUAACCAAAGACCGCAGUCGACUUCGACUCAUGUAAGGACCGGCUCGGCCUUGUCCCUCGGGCCUCUUCAGCGGUUGGACCCUCCAGGAGCCGACGCCUCACGAGAUGGCGAUUCGCCAUCUCAUGAUCGAUCGUCUGUCACAUCACCCACUCCGGGAGGACGUCGUUCUCCAAACAGGCCACUCUCCCCGACCAAAGGCAUGGGUGGCUUUGUGCAGAGCGCUAUGAUGAAAAGGACUGAUAGUGUCAAGAGAUGGAGCGUGAGUUCGCCGACUGGUUUGCAGCGUGCCGACACGGUCACGUCACACCGGAAUAGCGUCUCGGACUUGAAUCGUGGCGGGCCCCUUCAGCCAAACUCUCGACCGGCUAGCUUCUAUCAGAGUGUCUCAAGGCCAUCAUCACGGCCUUCAUCCAGGCCGAAUUCCAGUCACGCCAACGAUGAUGCGCCUCCACCUGAAGCGAGUUCGAGUGCGAGCGGCAGCGGCGAGGGACCACCACAAAGCGACGAAGAUAAGAAUACAGAUAAAGAUGCGGAAGACAAGACGACACCGCCAACAAGUCCGUCCAAGACUAUGGAUCCCAGGCGCUGGAGCCCAUCCAAGAAUUCGAGUUGGCUGGAGGCAGCGCUUAACAAGCCAGACUCGCCGAAGCCUAAGCCGGCCCCACCACCAAGCUCACAGCCAGCUUGGAUGGUUGAGUUGAACAAAGCCAAGGCCCAGAAGGCUAACAAUCCCGAUGCCGAGAUUGCGCGUACGUCCUCAGUGAAGCAUGAGGUCAGGGUAGGUGGCCUAAUGCGUGCUCCACCCAUGGGUACAGGUGUGAAACCGACACCGCUCCCAGGUAAGCUUCAAUCCCAGUCAAUAUCACUGGGAGUCGAGAGCUCGCCUAUCCCCAGUCUGCGCAACCGCUUCUCCAACCCCGCGUUUGCGUCGGAAGAUGGUGGCCAGGCCCAGGGUGGUGAACCUGCCGAGCGGAGAGUUGGCUCUCCUGCUUUUGGCAAGCCCAAACCCGAGACACCACCAAAGAAAGAUUUCCGAGGUACCCUCAAGUCUUUCCAGCCUCCUCCGUCUGCUUCUCUUGGCGGCGAUGGCAACGAGCUCAAAAACGUGUUUGGCAGUCUGCGGAAGACCAAGACGCAAAACUAUGUUGCGCCAGACACGUUCAAGGACAAUAUAUUGCGUGGCAAGGACGCUCUCAAUAUCACGGGCGGGCCCAAACCCUCGGUACGUAAGGACGAAUUCAAGGAUGCCAUCUUGCAGAAGAAGGCCGAAUUUCAAAAGGCCAAGGCGGAGGGCCGCGGCGUUACUAGGGCGGCGGGCGAGCCUAAAGACCAACCGAUCCCAGAGGGACUGGCCAAGGCAUUAGAGCAGCGAGGACGUUCAAGCACACUUUCUGCCACCAAGAAGGAAGCAGCAUCGUCCGAGCCUAGUCCCAAGACUGCUGCCUCGACCGCGAAGCCAGAAAGGACCAGCAGCGUCCCUAUGGGUGAUCGAGAAGUGGUCGGCGCUUCUGCUAAACCUCAUGCCAACACUGUACCCAAGGUCGCAGGCGGACGUCUUGCAGACCGUUUCAACCCGGGCUUGGCCAAUCUAUUGGCCCGUGGGCCCCCUGGUGCCGGGGGACCGAGUAAAUCGUCGGACCCGAGCUCAGCCGAGGUAGCCUCCGAGGAGCCUUCGGCCCCUGGGCCUCAGUUGACCCAUAUGACUAAGGGUCGGGCGCGAGGACCACGCAGGAAAGCGCCAACUUCAGUCGCCCAGCCAGCGCAAUCACAGCCUUCAGAGCCCCAGAAACCAGCUCAUUUGCAACCAAGGCCUGAGCCAGCUCCGACUCUCCAGGAUGAAGGAAAGGUCUCUCAUGUUGGCAAUCCUGCCGUUAAGUCCCCAAACUUUGUACAAGAGACCGAAAAGUCCCGGCCGAUUUCCGGCAGUGGCCAAGCGGGUCCUGCCGAUGUUGUCAGUUUGGUAGACUCCUCCAAAAACGCAGUGUUUACGUCUCAUGUAUCAGCACCCGCAGGAAGUGUCAUCUCUUUGGUUGACUCAACGAGGCCACGAUCGCCAACCCGCAAGAUUCACGAGCAAGUGGCCGCCCUGGCAGCUCGAAGCAAGCAUGGUGGGGCCGAUGCACCUGCUUCACAACCAUCUUCCCCGAAGAAGUUGGACGUCAAACGGAUGUCAAAGUUUUUCGAUGAGCCCAGCCAAAAUAGCCAAAACCCCGAGGGCGACGCACCGCGUCCCCUUUCACCGCAGAAGACCGGAGGGUCAGCGAGGCCUCUCUCUCCGCAAAAGACUGGCGCCAGACAGUUUCCAGAAGUAGAGCCACCUCGGGCCCUGUCGCCACAAAAGACAGGCGGUAGGCAGUUCCCCGAGAGCGAAGCACCGCGUCCCCUCUCACCGCAAAAGACCGGAGGGGCACCAAGGCCUCUCUCUCCGCAAAAGACUGGCGGCAGACAAUUUCCAGAAGUAGAGGCGCCUCGAGCUCUGUCGCCACAAAAGACAGGUGGCAGUCGAUUCCAAGAAGGCGAACCUCUACGGGCCAUAUCACCGCAAAAGACUGGAGGUGGUCGAUUUACCGAGGCCGAGACUCCUCGCCCACUCUCUGUGCAUAAGACAGGCCCAUGGCAGCAACCUGUUGCUGAGUCACCACGCCCGCUGUCCCCUCAGAAGACGGGAGGGCGUAUGAUUUCGGACCAGGCAGCAAUACGGCCUCUAUCGCCUCAAAAGACAGGCGGGCGUCGAUUGCCCGAGGCGACUCUGUCGCCCUCAAAGGACGCCCAAACUAGCAAGCCAACCUCCCCCUUCGAAGGUGCCUCUACCACGACUGAACAACCGGUUAUUGCAACGAUUCCAUCAUCAGCACCCGAACCACAAAGGAGUGGCCUGCACUCACGGUCCUGGUCUCAGAAUAAGAUUCGUCCGCUCCCCAUCCAGCCCCGGGAUGGCCGAAGUUCUCCUCAGCCAACGUCACCUCUCCGCUCGCCAACAAAAUACGCCUCAGAGAUUGCAACGGAGCUUAACGAGUUCUUUGGCCGCAGCCGACCGAAACGCGAUUACAGCGUGGAUGCGGCCGAGCUGUUGAUGAACCGCCCUCCCGAGCCCGCCAAGGUCAAGACGCAAUCGGUGCAGCUGUUCCGCAUCGAUCCCGACGGCAAAAAACAGGCCGUCCCCGCUCACCAGGAAAGGAUGCUGUUCGAGUGCGAGAUGUACCUGUGCGGCCACACGUUCCUCGACGGGUCCGGACGCCAGGUUUCCGAGGUCUACUUUUGGGCCGGCGACCAAGUUUCCCCAUCCGCCAUUGAAGAUGCUCAGCUCUUUGUGGGCCGCGAGGCGCGUGCUCUGGGCGGGAAGCUGAUUGGAUUCCCGCAAGGCAAAGAGACGCCCGAGUUUCUCCAGGCUUUGGGUGGCAUCGUAAUCGUUCGCCGCGGUUCCAGCAACAAGUACGACUCGCUGGCUCCGAGCAUGCUUUGCGGUCGGCGAUUCCAGGGGCAAGUGACCUUUGACGAGGUUGACUUCUCCCCUCACAGCCUCUGCUCCGGUUUCCCCUACCUAAUCACACAGAACGGCAAAUGUUUCUUGUGGAAGGGUAAGGGAAGUGAUGUGGACGAGCUCUCGUGCGCCAGGCUGAUAGGUAUGGACCUGGCUCUGAUGGGCGAGCUUGUCGAGGUCGAUGAUGGCAACGAGCCAUCCGAGUUUUGGAACAUAUUUGAUGGCCAGAUGCGGGCUGGAUCAGCUGAUCAUUGGCGACUGAAGCCGAACUAUCAAAAAUACUGCGGUAGACUGUUCCGCUCCGAUGCUGGUGCUCAGCAACAGGUAAGAAUAGACGCCAUUUCAGAUACCGCGAGCCUACUUAUCAUGGGAGAUUUGACUGACCAACAUGUCUUUGCCGAUCAGAUUGCAGAGAUUUCCCCCUUCAGCCAGGUAGAUCUGGAUCCCGCAGGUAUAUACAUCAUUGACUGCUUCUUCGAGAUGUAUAUCGUUGUCGGGUAUGGCGCUCAACCUCAGUACGCCUCAUUCCGCAACGCACUCGACUUUGCGCAAGAAUACGCCAUACUCGCAUCCUCCAUGGAAGACCGCCCAUUUGUGCCCAUAUCGACUGUUGUGCUCGAGGGUAUCCCGAGGGACCUGAAGAGCGUUUUCCGCAAGUGGAGGGAUGCCGCCAGUCCGACAAAAAUGAAUGCAGGCGGCAGCGGUUCAAGUAACGGCAGCACACCCCUGGGAAGUCCUGGGUUGCAAAGGGGUCGGAGCCUGCGCAUCGUGCCGCUCAACCAGGCGCUUUUGGCGCUGGCCGAAUAA